AUGGCAUCAAAACCUUUGAGUGAUCUAUAUCGUCUCUCGUAUAAAAGAGAUGUUAAAGACAUGGUUGACCUAGCCAGGCGUCUUAGCUCUGAAUACCCACCAUUGAACGUUGAUGAAAUGAGUCCUCCACUGCAAUCUGGAGCAAAGGUUGACAAGAUAGCACAGAGUUUGGUCCCUUCCCACUACGUACAAGACAAUGUCAAGUCUAUUUUAACUACUGCAGACGGAAAUUGUCUAUUCAAUGCAGCAAGUUUGGCUUUAUGUGGUUGUGAGAAACUAAGUGCUGAACUUCGUGUACGUACUGCUAUCGAACUAGCUACGAAUACAGAGUACUAUAAGAAUCACCCAGUUGUGAUGAAAUGUGGCUUGAAAACGGGAAGUGGGAAGCCGUGGGAGAUUUCGUCUAUCUAUUACGCAACCAUCCUUAGUGCCUGUUCUUCGAAAGUAUUCGAAAAGUCCGGAUUCCAUGCUGCUAUUUCACACGAGAUAAUGACAACAACACAAAACGGAUCGUACUCUGGUUUGCUGCAAAUAAUGGGUCUGGCUUCUGCAAUAAAAUGUCAAAUUCACAUGAUUUAUCCGGAUACAAGACAUAAAAUGCUUAGCCUUCUUAACGGUGUCUAUUCACCCAGAGAAGUAUCAUUGACCAGCGUUCAUCGAAGCAUUGUUAUUAUGUGGACAAGCUUGUUAGGAUGGCCCAAUCGCUCUAAGAUGUUUACAGUUGAUCAUUUUGUUCCAAUGAUGCCAACUUUAACUGUAGAGCCAGAGAAAACCGCAGCUACCGGAUGGACAUUAGUAAAAAACCAACGCGGAAAGCGAAGUCGACAGAAAAAGCGAUUUUCCUUUCAACCUAAUCAUGCCAGUACAAGUUACCAUAUGAAGACAACAACUCAUUUGGAUUGUCAGUCUAAAAAGAGCAAACUUGAGCCAGCCGAAAGCGUCGAUCAGGAGAUAUACGAAUCCAAUCAUUAUUCUAAAAGUAAAACACAUACAUGGAAAGUAGAAAUGCCACUUCUUGGUUAUAAAUGGUAUGAAGAAAGAAAUUGUGAUCCCAAGUCAACUCCAUCUUUUUGUCCUCAUUUAAGUAAAAAUCAAGUAAAAAGUGAAUUUAUUUUAAGCAUGCCACUUGUAUCGAAAGGGUUUUAUGAGAACUUCUGCUCAAGUAAGAGUCAUAAGGAAUCGACGCAAGGAACAACUUCCGCCAAAAAUUACUUAACACAUGCACAGGUCGAAGAACAUAAAAAGAACAUAAAACGCAAAGGUUCUCGUGACGCAAACAAAGCUGUAUAUGUUGAACGAGAAACGCAAGAAUAUUGUUCGUCUAGCAAUUCCGCCGAAAAGGUUGAAUUUAAAAGCAGUUUUCCGUUGCUAACUCAGAAGUGGUUUAACAGAAGAGGUCGUCUUAUCAACAACAGCAACAACAACAACAGCAGCAACAACAACAACAACAACAACAACAACAACAACGACAACAACAACAACAACAACAACAACAACAACAGCAACGACAACGACAACGACAACGACAACGACAACGACAACGACAGCAGCAACAACAACAACAGCAACAACAACAACAACAACAACAACAACAGCAGCAGCAACAACAACAGCAACAGCAGCAGCAACAACAACAGCAACAGCAGCAGCAACAACAACAGCAACAAAGAAUCAUGUACAUCGCAAAUGCACGCAACUCAAAAAUCGUUCUUAAACAAUGUUAAUGAGAACGUUUCUGCUCAGAAAGACAGUAACAAAUCUUGUGACGCAAACAAAACGCCCGGUCAACAAGAAACACAGGAUGAACGCUCAUCCAGCAAGCACGCAGAUACACUUGGAUAUGAAAGCAGUUUUUCGUUGUUGAGCAAGAGGUGGUUUAAUAGACGGGGUCUUUUAGCUAACAAAAACAAGGCACGUGUAGCGCGAAAUCAAGCCACCAUCAAAAAACAUUUUGUAGAUGAUGAGCUAAUGUCCGUUGAGAGUGCGUAUGUAAAUGAUAACACGAUUAAAGAAAGCAAUGCAUUUUUGAUAAAGAAAAUGGAAGAUGAAAAGACUAUCAAGGGACUUGCCGAACUUCAUGCUUUAACAGAAGUAGGAAAAUUCAUUAUCAAUGACGGACCAAUCGUUUCGACACAAGAAGCGGGAAAAGUUUAUUUUACGAAAAAGCCAAUUUCCUCGGCUAUUCAUCAGAAGAGAAGUCAAAACAAGGCAUAACUUCAAGUGCUCUUUUUGCGCGAUUUUCUCGUCACUUCAACAUUCAACAGAUUUAUCUGAACCGUAAAGCAUAUAUUAUUGAGAAACGUAACGGAAAAGUGGAACAGCUGGUUGCUCGAUUAAAUUCUCUGAUCCCAGAAAACAAAAUUGUUAAUGACAACUUGGAAGAAAAGUUGGAAGAUGUUUUUAAAGAUUCAUUGCGCUAUAUGGAUAGUAAACGAGAUCGAGAUAUUCUGAAGGGUAUUUUUGCAAAAGCGACUAGCGUUAAAUUUACAGCAAAACUUCAGGGAGUUCAAGACAAAAAGGCAAUUAUGAACUGUAGAGAUGAACUGGGUGAAAAUAUCAAACAAUUCUGCGAAAUAGAGCGGACAUCAAUGAUGGUCAGCAAUGCAUUAACAAACGAACAGCAACGGUGUUUAACACGGAGAGUCAUUCAGAAACGAAAGGAAAAAGAAAUGCGGAUGAAAUUCGACUCACGAGGUCGAAAACUUAAAUUUGAACAAUGGCCAGAUCUUGCCAAAACACUUGAUUGGAUUUUUGACAACCAAGAUGUAACAGAACGAGCGGGGCAGGGCGUGGAAGCUCAUCCUAGGCUUAAAAAUGAAGUUCUUUAUAGAAGUAAAGACAAUAAUACCUUUAUGUGGCAGGCACAUGAAAUCAUUAACGCUUUAUCGCCUCCAUCUUUUAACAUCUCAUUAUCAUCGUGUUACAAUUAUACCAUGACGUAUAAAAAAAUUCAGCAGCAGCGAAAAGACAUCAUCACGGAAUGAAUGUAAAUGCCAAAGUAUCCUUGCACAAAGCGCCUCAUACAAUAGUUAACAAGUUAGUUGUUAACUUGCACUACAGUUCAGCAAAUGUUAACUACAUAUGCGACUAUGCUAACGAGAACCACGAAAACGUUUUAGUAGACUCAAAAGAUGCAAAGAAGAUUGUGUGUGGAGACAUAACACCAGUGCAAAAACCAAGCAAAGUAUGGACAGAUAUUGCAUUCCCUGACCAUGACUGGGACCAAAGUCGUACUAACGCAGUCACUCCAAUGACACACUUAUUCCUCCGCACAGUUAUUACCCGACGUGAAACUUCGUUAAUAUCUAAUCCACCAAUAAAUGAACUAGAUAUACUUUCUCCAUUUUCGAGUACAGUAUUACACGUAACUAGAACAGGAAAGUCUAUUACUUUAAUUAAUCCGUCCCUGCUGGAACCAGAAACAACGUUUCGGUUAUUCCACGAAAUCCUUUUUCUAUUAACGAAGCCAGAACUGGACACACUCUUUCGAAAUCCAAAAACAGAAUUGUUAAAAGGGGAGUUCGUUUUUGUUGUCGACAACGGCCCAGCUGAAUUUCCAUCAAGCCCUCUUGUACAAAUGUUAUUGGUGAGACUGCUCAAGUUGCUGAACCUUGACAAAGUUGUCCAGGUGUCAUUCGCCGAGUACCAUAGUAAGCGAAAUUUCGUGGAACGUGUUCACGCGGUUGAGGACCAGUUGCUAGGUCGUCACGGCACAUUUUCAACCAAUCUAGUUCACGGAGAUAUGAACAUUUCACCUGGCUCGGUGCAACAUGUGGAAAACAUGGAGAAGAUGAGUGAGGCUGUCGUUAAUUGUUUACACCAAGGUCGUUUUGACGGCGAGCAAUUGAAAGUCUAUCGAGGUGUAAAGAAUUCCAUGUUUCUUUUCAAUGACGAGCAGCAACUAAAAACAUUUUUGUCGUACACGGAAGAUAUGAAGGAAAACUGUGCUUUGAAAUACAGCCUAGAGAAGAGUUCUCCCAUUCUGGAUGAUUUGGCAGUUAUAUGGCGUGUGAACAAGAAUUUUAAAGGUAGCUAUCUAGAAGACUACAGAACAUUGAACAAUUCCCUGCCAGGUGUUAAUGUUAGAACGGCCUGGAGAGACAAAUACAUAACUGCAGUGUAUCGGAUAGAUGAACAGUGUAAUGAAAGAGAAUUGAAGAGAGUGGAGUUUCAGCCCAUACCCGAUUACAUUCGCUGGAUAGAAACAGCAGGUGAAUUGCAUUACCUUUCUUUUGAGCGGUUGAAAUUGUUGGAUGGUAGUUGGUCCGAAACACCGGGGUUGUUCAGACCACAACGGUUACUUGAUUUACUGUUUUCAAUAAAUCCAUAUCCACUUGAGGAUAUGUACCCGCAUUUCGCCACCAUUGCUUGGUUACCAGAGGAAACAAUACGCAAAUACUUUUCCGAAAGACAGGAAAAUAUGCGUGAAGAACGCAAACAAGAUGUUCUUCGGGAGAAGUGGAGACAGCACCCUCUGUACGCAAAGAAAGUGGAGGAUUUGCGAUCCUUAUGUAAGAAAGAAGGGCUACCAACGAAAGGGCUAAAACAUCACCUUGUAGAACUGCUUGCAAAAAGUAACAACGAAGAAGAUCUUGACGAAUAUAAUUUGCACUAUAAUGGGGACUUAGGUUCAAUUCCGACAACAGUUUCAGAACUACUUAAAUAUUCUGUAGCACGUUUACGCCACAUAUUGAACUAUCAUGGCAUUCAGACAUGUGGUACAAAAGAGGAAAUUGUUCUACGAUUAUUACUGGUAUCCCAGAACAGGUAUCACUUAUGUUUUAAAAAGGAAGAGGAAGAAAUACUAAAGACAGUGUCACGUGCAGAGGAUAUUAUUCUUGAAGAAAAAAGGCAAAUUAUUCUUCAUCCACAGUACUUAACAAGAAAAAGGACUUACACGAAAAUAAAAUGCAGCAGUCAUCUAGACAUUCCUCCUGACCUUUCAUUCCACAACCUUCAAGAUGUUUUCCAGCAACUUAAGGAGUAUUUGACAAUCGAGAGAAAAAUCAGGCGUAAGAACAACGAAGCGUUCCUCACGAAGAAUAAUAAAUUAGGUGAUGAACUGUCAAACAUUAAACCAGAUACUUAUGAGGAGUACUUUUGUAUUGGCCGAAAAAUAAAAGUUAAAUGGAGCAAAGAUGAAAUUGGAAACAGCGGUUGGAAAACAGGCUGGUACUGUGCACAAGUACAAGAAGGAUAUAUCGCGGAAGAUGACAUUACUAUCGUUUAUUAUACAGAACCAGAAUGUGUAUAUACAUUAUGCGUUUCGGAAUCUCUCGCCUUAGGGAAGCUAAAAUUGGCUUAG
Messenger RNA from Paramuricea clavata, 5305 nucleotides. The record is from the annotation of a GenBank genome assembly. NCBI's taxonomy places the organism in Eukaryota, Metazoa, Cnidaria, Anthozoa, Malacalcyonacea, Plexauridae.